AUGGCAUUCGCUCUUCAGCAACUCCUUCGAUUCAUUCUUUUCAGCCUAUUGCAUGCUAUUCAACCGUUGCUCGCCUACGGCAAAACCAAUUUACUCGCUGAGAAUCACUAUGCGAGAGGAAAUUCAUCAUCAUUUGCUGGCAAUGUCUCAGCGUCGGCCGAGAAUAUUGUUGCUCGAUUCCAAAUGGCCAUGGCUGUUGCCAACCAAGCCAUCCUCGCGGCCCCCAAGGAGAAUUCGCCUCAGAUUCUAAACUUGACAACGGCUCGCUUAGCAAGGGCAGAGCCGUUGGACUACUCGGGAAACUUCCAACAGCAUGCCAAUGGCACUUUUUAUCGCAGGGACAGCAUCCACGGCAACGGGACUAUUGCCACCUCGAACAGACAGUCCUACACAGUUCCUUCUGAGGUGGUCGAGGCGGCGCGCAUCUUGGCCGAAAAAAAUCCACCACCCGCUGCUGAUUACCCUCUUCUUCUUGCCGAGGUCCGCGCGAGGCUGGCACGGCGCAACACCCACUUCAAUGACACCAACGUGAUGCCGCAAAAGACGCAGCGUUCUUCUGGUCUCGGCGGAUACGUAUCCCCAGACGAGCUUGCUAUUACGAUCCAAAACGGCACACAGGUGGCUGGCCCCGAGCAUCCAGACCAGGGCCUGAAUCGUACCCAGUUUGUAAAUGGUGAUGGUGCCAAACUUGCCAAACGAGCGGCCGAGACUUUCUGGAUGGAGACAAUGACACAGCGCGGAACCGCGCCAUAUGCAGGCGCCGACUACAAAGUAUGGCGCAACGUCAAAGACUAUGGCGCGAUCGGAGACGGCAUCCACGACGACACGGCCGCCAUCAACAAGGCUAUCUCGGAUGGCGACCGAUGUGGGGCCGGAUGCCCCGCCAGCACCCGGUUUCCCGCCACCGUCUACUUCCCCGCCGGCACGUAUCUGGUCAGCAGUCCCGUUAUUCAGUUUUAUAACACCGAGAUGCUCGGCGACCCAUUCAGCCCACCUGUAAUACGGGCAUCGGCAAGCUUCGUUGGCCUGGGCGUCAUCACCUCCGAUGUCUAUGUCGGCGACAAUGUGACGUGGUAUCUGAACCAGAACAACUUUCUCCGCAGCGUGCGCAACUUUGUCAUUGACGUCCGCGCCACGCCGCAGGGAGCCUAUGUGUGCGGCAUCCAUUGGCAGGUAGCCCAGGGCACGUCGCUGGAAAACAUUGCCUUCAUCUCGACCAAGCCGGCUGACGACGAGUCCACCACGCAGCAGGGCAUCUACAUGGAGAACGGCAGGGGCGGCUUCAUGAGCAACCUCGUCUUUGUGGGUGGCAACUUUGGCGCAUACUUUGGCAACCAGCAGUUCACCACCAGCGGCCUGCUUUUUGAUAGCUGUCGCACGGGGCUGCAAAUUCACUGGGACUGGGGAUGGACUAUGCAGGACACCGAGUUCUACAACUGCCGCAAGGGCAUCGUCACGGUCGGCGGCGCCGGCGGGCCCUUCAGUACCGGCCAGGGCGUCGGCUCUCUGUCUCUUGUCGAUGUGCACAUGUGGGGUGUGCCUGUUGCCAUCGAGACGUCCCUCUUUUCCGAAAACUCAACGGCGCUAUACAUCAGCAACGGCGGGUUUCAGAACUGCGGCACCAUCGUUAUCGACUCGCGUGCAAACCGCGUGCUCUACCCUGGCAACGCGGCCGGUAAGACGAAUGUCUUGUCCUGGGGCUUUGGCAAAAUGGCCGACCCAAGCGGCGAAACGGGCUUCAGGGAUGGCGCCGAUGUGUUGACGCCAGACGCGUAUCCCGCGUCGCUCCUCGUCUCCGAUGACAAGCAUCCACGCGCCAAGUUCUUCCAUCGCACGCGGCCCAGCUAUGCGGACCCGGGCAACAGCCAGAUCUUCAAUGUCAAGGAUUAUGGAGCCAAGGGCGAUGGCUCCGCCGACGACACAGCUGCUCUAAACCAUAUUCUCGACGUUGCCGCCAACGUUUCGGGUAUCGUAUACUUCCCCCACGGCGUCUACAUCAUCAAAGAUACGCUCGAUGUGCCCGUGGGCUCGCGCAUCAUUGGUCAAGCCUGGCCGCAAAUCAUGGCUACCGGCGACAAGUUUGAUGACAUGGCUAACCCGCGGGCCGCUGUGCGUGUAGGUGCUGUCGGGUCCGUUGGCGUCAUGGAGAUCCAAUGCAUGUUGUUUACCGUCCGGGGCCCUACGGCCGGUGCCAUCCUCGUCGAGUGGAACGUCCACGAGAGCACGCAGGGCUCGGCCGGUCUCUGGGACUCUCACUUUCGAGUGGGUGGUGCCAAGGGCAGUGAUCUGCAAAAGGCCGAGUGCCCCAAGACGGCGCAGAACACGGGCUGCAUGGCCGCAUCCAUGUUGAUGCACAUGACGGAAAAGUCAUCGGGGUAUCUCGAAAACGUGUGGAUGUGGGUUGCUGACCACGACAUGGAGGAUGCUGAUCAAGUCCAGAUCAACGUGUUUGCAGCACGGGGCAUCCUUAUAGAGUCCAGGGGUCCAACAUGGCUUUGGGGCACCGCCGUCGAGCAUGCCGUCCUAUACCAGUAUCAGCUCUCCGGGGCCCAGAACGUGGUUAUGGGCCUGAUACAAACUGAAGCUCCCUACUUUCAGCUGCACCCCAAGGCACCGGCCCUCUUUAAAAGUAGCCUCGUGUUCAGAGACGAUCCUACAUUUGCCGACUGCGUGGCCAGCCCCAGCUCCGCCGCGUGCAACAUGACCUGGUCACUACGCAUAAUAGAGUCGACAGACAUUUACGCCAUCAGCGCUGGACUCAAUACUUGGUUCCAAGACUACUCGCAGAACUGCAUCAACAGCGGGGCUAACGACUGCCAGCUGAGCGCGUUUUAUGUCGAGCAGAGCUACCGUGUCUGGGUCUACACCCUUAUCACCACUGGCGCUGUCCAGAUGGCCGAGCCGCUCAAUGGAAAGCCUGUCAUGGCCAGGAAUAACCGCAACGGCUUCGCGUCGUCCAUUGUGGCCUGGCUCGCCGGCCCAAAUCAGACCGUCGGCGUCAGGAACGAGACGGGUUACACGCUCUACACCCGCGACGACCUAGCCAGCCAGAGCUUCUCCGAGUUGUGUAAGACGGCUCUGACGGCCACCAUUGUCUGCCCCGACUUGAUGAUGCAGUGGACCUCGCCGGCCUACCGCGGCUCAUUGGCCAACGCAACUCUCCAAAGCCAGAUAUGCAGUAUAGGCUGUCGCGAUUCGCUAGCGUCGUGGUACCAGGGCGUCGCCGCCCGCUGCGCCGACUACCGAUGGAGCUCUGGUGCACCCUUGGAAAUGGCGGGCGGCUACACUUGGUACGGAUAUAACGAGAGCUGCCAGGUUGAUGCUAGUACCGGCCAGUACUGCAACGACGUUAUCGGUGCCUUCAGUGACUCGGAGACGCUAGCCAAUAUGCCCGAUGGCGAGCUAUGCUCAGCAUGCUUCGUUGGCCGGGUGCAGAUGAUGCAGAAAAGCACCUACUCCAUCUUUAACACAGUCCCCUGGUACCAGCAGGCUCUCCAGGUCAUCCAGACACGGUGCAACGUGCAGGGACCGACAAAUGUCCCCUCACCACUGAUUGAGGUCCCCGUGCCGGGAUCCUUCUGCAUUUCAGACAAGUACUACAGCACCAAGUCCGGCGAUACGUGCAACUCCAUUGCCCUGGCAAACGGCGUUUCAUCCGCCGACGUAUUCUACGCGACUGAGGCUGCCGGGGCCGUUGGCGGCUGCAGCAACCUCCCUGUCAACUUGACAUUCUGCCUGCCGCUGAAAUGCACAACGUACCUACUCAAGGCUACCGACAAUUGCUUUACCGCUUCAUCCAGCGCAGGUGUCGACGAUAUCACAAAGUACAACACAUGGAUCGACCCGAGCUGUGAUAACCUCCACGAGGCCAAUGCCACAAUGGGUUCCGUGCUCUGCACCUCGCCCCUCAGCGGCACCUACAUUCCCGGCAUGGCUACUAAUACCUCCCGUAUCCCUGGAGGAGGAAUGGCUAACUAUAGCUCUGUUGCCGUGGAGCCUCCCGCGGGUGCCACAGUUGCACCUGAGACGCAUCUGAGCUGCGGCCGCUGGCUUGUUGCCCAGGCAGGCGAUACGUGCGCCUUUAUCACCAUGUCAUAUUCCAUUGGCCUGUCCCUUUUUGCUAGCAUGAACCCCUCCAUCAGCGCUACGGUCUCGGGCGACUGCUCGGCCUCUAUCGUCCCGGGCUAUGCGUACUGCGUAGCGCCUGUUUGGAAUCCCUCCUACUUUCAGUCUUUUAAUCGCACCUAUACCACCAAGCCCUUCGGGUGCUGGUCUAACCUCGACACGAAAUCGCGGCCUCUGACCGGCCCGAUCUGGACUCGCCACGACGUGACCCUCGAUAUCUGCGCCAAAGCUUGCUUCCUUGACGGCUACUCCAUGACUGGCCUCAAAGGCGCCGAUACCUGUCUGUGCGGCGAAAAAGUGGCCAUGAACUCUGUCCAGCUCUCCAACUCAGACUGCACUGCCGACCAAGACGAAGCUUUCUCUCUUUACGGUCUAUCGGACAGUGUAACCCUCACUUUCCAAUUCAGGGACGUCGGAUGUUUCUCCAACUCGGCCCUCAUCACAGGAUCCGCCCCCAGCAUCACUUGGCCGACCAACAAUACCGUCAGCGACUGCUCGUAUUUCUGCCUCCCCGCGUAUCCCUAUUUCGGUCUCACCAACGGCGAUAGCUGUCGCUGCGGCGCCGAUGUCACCAUUACCUCGAACAAGGACAUCGAUAACCUCAUCAACAUCGUCUUCGUCGGUGGCGGCAUCGGCAUCGACUGCGCCAGACCCCGUAGGAUUUAA
Ustilaginoidea virens is the source of this 4791-nucleotide messenger RNA. RefSeq lists its product as uncharacterized. Gene Ontology annotation, molecular function: polygalacturonase activity. The coding region runs from base 1 to 4791 and encodes 1596 amino acids. Lineage: Eukaryota; Fungi; Ascomycota; Sordariomycetes; Hypocreales; Clavicipitaceae. The record is from RefSeq and is a predicted model, not a curated record. The transcript is spliced from 2 exons.